This is a messenger RNA of Dujonia railenensis, 1779 nucleotides long. The record is from the annotation of a GenBank genome assembly. Lineage: Eukaryota; Fungi; Ascomycota; Pichiomycetes; Serinales; Debaryomycetaceae.
AUGUUGAGAUCAGUCACACUCCGUUCUUCAGUCCGCGCUGCGGUAAGAAGUAGUUCCCGCAAGUCAUUAGCUUGUAGUGUAACUGCUUUGAAGUGCGCUUCAGCUUCAGCUGCAAGUGUCAGGUAUGCUAGUCAGCUCUCAGUGCCAAAGACGCCAACUUUGAUCAAUGAGCCAAUCAAGAACUUCACCUUUAGCGACCAAAAGGACUGGGAUUUGCUCAGAGCAUCCAUUAGUAAGUUCACCGACGCCCCAUUGGACAUCCCUGUCGUUAUCAAUGGUGAAAAGCGCUUCAACAGUGCUACGUUGAACCACGUUAAUCCAGCUAAGCACUCACAAAACUUGGCCAAUGUUUCUCAAGCUACUGAGCAAGACAUCAAGGAUGCCAUUGAACUGGCCAAGGCCGCCAAGCAAAAGUGGGCUGCCACUCCAUGGUCUGACAGAGCUGCCAUCUUCUUAAAGGCUGCAGACUUGAUUGCUACCAAGUACAGGUACGACAUGUUAGCUGCUACCAUGUUGGGUCAGGGUAAAAACGUGUAUCAAGCCGAAAUCGACUGUAUUACUGAAUUGAUCGAUUUCUUCAGAUUCAACGUCAAGUACGCUCAGGAAAUCUAUAGCCAACAACCAUUGGAAUCAUCUCCAGGUGUCUGGAAUAGGGCUGAGUACAGACCAUUAGAAGGUUUCGUCUACGCUGUCACUCCUUUCAACUUCACAGCCAUUUCUGCAAAUUUGAUCGGUGCUCCAGCCCUUAUGGGUAACACCGUUGUAUGGAAGCCUUCCGCUACUGCAGCUCUCUCGAAUUACUUGUUGUUGACCAUCUUGGAAGAAGCCGGUUUACCUAAGGGUGUUGUCAAUUUCGUUCCCGGUGAACCAAACCAGGUCACUGACUUGGUUGUUAAUGAUAAGGACUUUUCAUCUUUACACUUUACAGGUUCCACUGAUGUCUUCAAGAAGCUUUACGUUAAGAUAUCUGAGAACGUUGCCAACGACAAGUACAGAGAUUUCCCAAGAAUUGUCGGUGAAACCGGUGGUAAGAACUUCCACUUGAUCCACAACUCUGCCUCUGUAAACCACACUGUCUUGUCCACUUUAAGAGGUGCUUUCGAGUACCAAGGUCAAAAGUGUAGUGCCACUUCAAGGGUAUACGUUCCAGAAUCCAUUUGGCCCGAAUUCAAAGAAAAAUUGACUGCUGCUAUGAAAACUAUCACCAUCGGCAACACCACCGACCCAGCCUUGUUGAACUCGUUCAUGGGCCCUGUUAUUCACGAACAAUCGUUUGAAAAGUUGGCUAAGGUGAUUGAAGAAGCCAAGAAUGAUUCUGAAUUGACCAUCUUGGAAGGUGGACACUACGAUAGAUCUGCUGGAUUCUAUGUGGAACCAACAUUAAUCCAAGCUUCCUCUCCAGAGCACCCAUACUUGACUAAGGAGUUCUUUGGUCCUGUUUUGACCGCCUACGUAUACCCAGAUGCCGAAUUUGAAUCUAUUAUGGGUAAGGUGGAUGCGGCCACCAAGUAUGGAUUAACUGGAUCCAUCUUCGCCAGAGAUAGAGACGCUGUCAGAUUGGCAGAAGAAGGCUUGAGAUACUCUGCCGGUAACUUCUACAUCAACGACAAAUCCACUGGUGCUGUUGUUGGACAGCAGUGGUUUGGAGGUGCCAGAAUGUCUGGUACCAACGAUAAGGCUGGUAGUGGUAACAUUUUGAACAGAUUCGUGUCGGUUAGAAACAUCAAGGAAAACUUCUAUGAGCUUACCGACUACAAAUACCCAUCGAACAUUAAAUGA